Messenger RNA from Arabidopsis thaliana (thale cress), 676 nucleotides. Its product is annotated as E3 ubiquitin-protein ligase. The record is from RefSeq and is marked reviewed. NCBI's taxonomy places the organism in Eukaryota, Viridiplantae, Streptophyta, Magnoliopsida, Brassicales, Brassicaceae. The transcript is spliced from 5 exons. Bases 119 to 472 code for a protein of 117 amino acids. Gene Ontology annotation, molecular function: ubiquitin protein ligase activity.
CGAUUACGGGCCAAAACUAGAGUUUGUUGCUUUUUCUCAUGCUUGAUUGAUUCGUUUGUCCUUCUUCUUCUCUUUCUCUUUCUCUGGAUUUCAACAGAUUGAUCCAAGUCCAAGAUAAAUGGGUAUUCUACUUUGUUGUUUUCAAAUUCCGGAGUACAAUGAUGAAUCUCUAAACGUACCAAGAAUCAGAGCCUUCACUAACCCAAUAACUAAUAACUUUUCCCCCAAGCUCGAGCAAAUAUUUCAAAGCUUAGAAAGAGAGGAAAUUUCCACUGUCGCCGACGAAGAAGACGUUUGUCCGACAUGUUUCUAUGAGUAUAUUGAUGAAAACCCGAAGAUAGUUUUGCAAUGUGGACAUAUCUUUCACCUUGCAUGCAUCUAUGAAUGGAUGGAGAGAAGUGAAGUUUGUCCCUUUUGUUCCAAGACAAUGCUUUUCUUGGAGGGUGAAGAAAUUACACAGCAGGUGGAGUAAUUAUAAUAAGAGAUAUCAUCAUAUUCUUUUCUGCGGCUACAAUUUCUAUUCUUUAACCAUAAAAAAAAAUUGAGUGUUUGGAAGAUUGUGAUCAAAUUCUUUUUGCCUUCUUGCCUGAAAAAUGAUCAAUUAAUUUCAUUGUGGUGUUUAUGAGACCUAGGCCCCGUUUGUUUGAUCAUUUGACAUUUACAUCCAAAUGAUCCA